Molecule: messenger RNA, 5364 nt
Organism: Sarcophilus harrisii (Tasmanian devil)
Lineage: Eukaryota; Metazoa; Chordata; Mammalia; Dasyuromorphia; Dasyuridae
Gene: MAP3K14
Product: mitogen-activated protein kinase kinase kinase 14
Exons: 16
Coding region: 98-2899 (933 amino acids)
Biological process (GO): positive regulation of canonical NF-kappaB signal transduction; protein phosphorylation
Molecular function (GO): ATP binding; protein serine/threonine kinase activity
Source: RefSeq, a predicted model, not a curated record
CGAAGGGACCGAAGCCGAGCUAAAUCGGCGACGGCGGCAGCGGAAGAAGAGGAGAGCGCGGCGCUCAGGGCCGAGAGAGUCUCAGUGAAGCUGUGAGAUGGCAGUGAUGGAGAUUAUGUGCCAAAGUGCACCAGACUCAGAUAUUGGGCACCAGAAGGAGCUUGCCAAGGGAAAAAGCCAGAUUCCAGCCAAGAAGUCCAGCUCUGUCUGCAAGCUUGAAACUGUGGAGAAGAACCGGGUUUUCUGUGGACAGUGGGAAAUUCUGAAUGAUGUAAUCACCAAAGGCACAGCCAAGGAAGGCAUGGAAGGAGGAUCGGCUUCCAUCUCCAUCAUUGCCCAGGCAGAAUGUGAGAACAGCCAAGAGUUCAGUCCCACCUUUUCAGAAAGAAUUUUUAUUGCUGGCUCAAAACAGUACAGCCGAUCUGAUAGUCUGGACCAAAUCCCCAACAAUGUUGCCCACUCAACAGAAGGGAAAAUUACCCCUGCCUGUUGGAAGGCAAAACGGCGAAACAAGGCUGGGAAGAAACGAAAGAAGAAAAGCUCCAAGGUGCCAGGCCAGAGGGGUGAACCCUUGGCCAAGCCUCUCCCCAAAACCCCGGAACAAGAAAGCUGCAUGAUCCCUGUACAGGAGGAUGAAUCCUCAGGCCCAUAUUUCACCAGUGUCCCUCAGUUUGCCAGCCCUCUGAAGGAGAUGGUCCACAGCCCAUUGGCUUUUGAGAAAGUAGGAACGGGCCUGCAUUCAACACUGAAAACCUACCCUCGAGCUGAACUCCAUAAACUGAUCAGCCCAAUGCAGUGCCUGAACCACGUGUGGAAACUUCAUCAUCCUAAGGACUUCAUUCCUCAACCAGACCUACUGCACUCUUCCCUUCUCCACAAGAGACUGCCCCGUCCUUUCCCCUUUUCCCCACUUCUCGUUCAGAAGCCCAGUCCCUUGGGCACCUUUUUGCUGAGCAACUUGGCCCGCGUAGAUAGCAAAUUCCAGCUGUCUGGCCUAGGCCUGGACACUCCCUGCACAAAGCAUGGCACCUCUGAAAAGCUUUCCGUGGAGGAAUAUCUGGUGCAUGCCCUGAAGGGAAGUGUGAGUGUGGGUGAGCCCAGGAAUCUAACCAGCCUCGCCAAGACCUGGCAGGGAGGAGGGGCAGGUCGCCAGGGCCCAGUUCCUGAGACAGAAGAGAAUGAAGGUGUCCUGCUCAUUGAGAAACUCAAACCAGUGGAUUACGAGUACCAAGAAGAAGUUCAUUGGACCAAGAGCCAAGACUGCCUGGGCAGAGGUUCCUUUGGGGAAGUGUACAGAAUGGAAGACAAGCAGACAGGGUUUCAGUGUGCUGUCAAAAAGGUACAUGUCGGAGUUUUUCGUGCAGAGGAGUUAACGGCAUGCGCUGGACUGACAUCACCCAACUUCGUCCCCUUGUAUGGUGCUGUGAAGGAAGGUCCCUGGAUCAACAUCUUUAUGGAGCUUAUGGAAGGUGGCUCACUGGGUCAGCUGAUAAAACAGAAGGGCUGCCUCCCAGAAGACCGAGCCCUUUUUUACUUGGGCCAAGCCUUGGAAGGGCUGGAAUAUCUCCAUACACGAAGGAUUCUACAUGGAGAUGUGAAAGCUGACAAUGUUCUCUUGUCCGGUGAUGGCAGCCGGGCACUCCUCUGUGACUUUGGCCAUUCUACCAGCUUACAGCCUGAUGGCUUGGGAAAGUCCUUUCUUACAGGGGACUACAUCCCUGGCACAGAGACCCACAUGGCCCCAGAAGUGGUGAUGGGAAAAUGCUGUGACUCAAAGGUAGACAUCUGGAGCAGCUGCUGCAUGAUGCUGCACAUGCUCAAUGGAUGUCAUCCUUGGACCCAGUAUUAUAGUCGGCCUCUCUGCCUCAAGAUUGCUAAUGAGCCACCACCUGUGAGAGAGAUUCCUCCUUCUUGCACACCUCUUACUGCUCAGGCCAUCCAAGAAGGAUUAGAGAAAGAACCUGUCCACAGGGCAUCUGCCACAGAGUUAAGGAGAAAGAUCUUUCUGGCAUUGCAGCAAGUGGGAGGUUUGAAAAGUCCUUGGAGAGGACAAUAUAAGGAACCAAGACAGUUGCCUUCAAACAAAGAGAAUAGUCUAGAAACACUGGAAUCCUUGUCUAUGUCAAGUGAGCCCAUCUCAGAGGCUCCAGGACCUGGACUGGCCACUGAAACAGUGGGUUUGACCACCAAACUUCAGCCACCUUUACCACCAGAGCCACCAGAGCGAAAUAAAUUGUUGCCUCUGAGGCUGAGCCAAGAGGAGUCUGGGACUUGGGAACUUCUGCCCCUUUCUUCCCUGGGCCACAUCCCUGCCAAGAGCUUUGCUUCAGGGGAGCGAAAAUCAACCUCUUCAGAUGAGGAACUUCAGCAACUUGAGAUAGAAUUAUUUCUGAACAGUCUGUCUCAGCCUUACUCCCUAGAGGAGCAGGAGCAAAUGCUCUCUUGUCUCAGCAUUGACAGCCUCUCCCUAUCUGAUGCUGGUGAGAAGAACCUGUCCAAGGUUUCUCAAAGCUUACGAGAGAACUUCAGCUCUGGAAUCCACUCGUGGAACAGUCAGGCAGAUGGGCAGAGUUUCAGCUGGAAUAACUUACUGGGGCGAAGUCGGCACACAGACAUGCCCAGCUAUUUCAAUGGUGUGAAAGUUCAAAUCCAGUCCCUAAAUGGUGAGCAUCUGCAUAUACGAGAGUUCCACCGAACCAAGGUGGGAGACAUUGCCACGGGAAUCAGCAGCCAGAUCCCUGCUUCCGCAUUCAGCCUGGUGACCAAGGACGGGAAGCCCAUACACUAUGACAUGGAGGUACCUGACUCGGGCAUCGACCUGCAGUGCACCCUGGCUCCUGACUGCAGCUUCGGUUGGACCUGGAGGGUCAAGCAUGGUCAGCUGGAGAAUAGGCCCUAACUUACUUCCUCCUAGCCGCAGCGCUUGGGAUCCUAGAAAUCAGCCUUGGGAGGCUGUGCCAGCUUUUGAUUCCAUCUGAAGAGAUGGACUUGGCUUUCCCCAAGGGACUUAGCAUCUCCUAAUAGGGAUGAAAGCUGGGACUUGGAAACUUCUGGCGGUCCACCCAGUAAUCCCACCUGUGUGAUGGAGAAGCAGCAUGUGUAGUCAUCUUCACUUGAGUCCUGACUCAAGGAAUCGGUAUGGGCAGUGCUGUUUGUGGAGGAGGAAGAUGUUAAAAUCUUCCUUCCUAGGAAUAGAAAGGAGUUUCCUCUCUUGGCAGAGGAGAGAUGGCGUGGCAUAUUCUGCAGUAGUGAAUCACCUUGGAGCAACAGGGAAAGAGCAGCCUUGGCUAGAGUUGUUGAAGGGAAAUGUGGGACAGCCACUUUGCCCUGCUUUCCUCCCAGCAGUUAGGUGUGAACAGGAUGGCUUUCCAAAAGGUGCUCCUCUUUUCCAGUUACAGGAACUAGUGAGGAAGAUGGGGUACUCCCUUAAGCAAAAAGACUGAGGCGUUCCAUUUUUGCUCCCUUCUGGCCAGGCCACAUUCCACCUACUCCCCUUCAUGCUGCAGUUUGGGCCUUGCAAUGAUACCCAAUCUUCUCUGUCUCUCUUCCUAUUUUAAAAUGAGAGACUUUCAGAUACAAAGAAAUCCUAAAGGCAUAAAUCUCCCCUUAUUAGAAUUGUUUUGGAGGGGUAGGCUGUAUAUCUAUUUGAGAAAGUAUUUGUGUGACAUGAGUCUCAGUAGAACUGAGCCUGUCUGAAUUCCACAAUAUCUAAUGCAUGUUUUCUGUUCCAUUGGCAGUUGAUAAAUGGCCUAUUUAGUGAAUUUCUCUUCCCACUUACCUUCCAUCAUGGAAACCAGGUUGAAUACAGUUUCUGGUGAGAGUGUGUUUGAGAAGUCCAUUACUGUCCCAGGUAGUGGAGUUAGCAUCACGCAGUUUCAGAGUUCCCUUCAUGUACAGCUGAACUGGGAUUGACUGAGGAUGGAGAGAAAACCAAGUUCUGUUCUCAGCUCUACUAAUGACUCUGUGACCUUCGGCUCAUAAGUCUCCCCAGUUUACUCAUAUGUAAAAAUGGUUGCAGUAUCCUUCCUUUCUAAGGAUGUGGUGGCAAUGUAGUGAGAUAGUAUCAAAGCACUUUGCUUCAUGAAGUGUCCCCCAAAAUGCCAAGUAAAUUAUUGGUUGUAGCUGGCAGAGCUUUGGCCCCUGGAUUCCAUUGAGGUGCGGUAUUCCUCUCAGCAAGGAUCUAGUGGAGCAGGUCAGGGUGCUAAGGUGCCUUUUUGGGGCCAGCCAGCUGAGGCCAUAUUCCUUCCAAGCACUGAGAGCAGCACUUUGGUGCACUUUGGUCCUCAUGCAGACUUUUUUCUCAAAGCACUUUGGGGCAUUACUGCUCCCUUUGAGGGCAAAUCAGUUUCCGUAUGUCCUCCACUUUUUAUUUUUACACUUCAGAUGAUUGUAAAGCUCUAAGCAGAAUGAAUUACAAGAUUUCCCACCGACUCCACCCUGAUUCCCCAGCUGCCCAGAAGAGGGGCUGAAAAGACUUUAGCCUUUGUCAGGGGCAGAGCAAGGCCUAAGAAUCUUCUGGCCCCUGCCCCUUUCCCAUUAUGACCAUUGCAUCCUUCCCAUGUAGCAUUAAGCCAACUGUGAACUGUUUACAUUUAGGAGGAGGGGCAGUCACGGCCCCAGUGGCCCCACAGCUACUCUGCCAUGGGAGUCUCCUCACCCUGGCCUUCUCCCUUGAACCUUGUAUUCUACAGAUGGGUCCAUCAUAGGAUACUGAACCCCCUCCAAAGGCUCUGGCAUGCUGUGUUCUGUGUUAUCAUGGGGAUAGGGGUGGAGGGGUCUGAGAGUCCUGAAGCCUGACAGUGAAUUGUGAAUGAGCCUCAACACGUUCAGCGGAAAGUCUGAAGUUAGAUGACCUUGUUUCAAAUCCUGUCUCUGCCCUUUAUGUGUAUAAUGCCGUGAAUGUCCCUCAGGCUCUCUGACCUUUGGUCUCCUCGUCUGUAAAAUGAAGCUAGGUUAAUAAAUGGCCUGAGGUCCCUUCUAGCUCUAAAUCUAUGACUCAGGCAUGUGAAGAACAUCUUAAGGUCCUUAAGAUGCUGCUCCACAAAAAGAAGGGGGCAGUAACACAUUCUGGGGGCCCAAAUUUGUCAAAUCCGUCUCCCUGAGUGCAGCCCUGAGAUCCCCCAAAUGCCAGUAGACACUUCUGGUAGAGUCUUUUGCUGCCCAGGACACAUUUCAUCCAAACAUGAAACAAGUACCUCAGUCUCAUUACUGCCCUCCUCGCAUCACCGGCAUCAGUGUCUACAAACCUCAACUGAAAUGUGUGCACAGCUCUUCAGAGUUGGACUCUAAGUCUUGCCUUCAAAAAAAAUAAAAGUUUGGAAUGGUGAUUAUUUUCCUAAACAAGUAUGUCUCCUCUCCUUUGUA